Messenger RNA from Penicillium olsonii, 1071 nucleotides. The record is from the annotation of a GenBank genome assembly. NCBI's taxonomy places the organism in Eukaryota, Fungi, Ascomycota, Eurotiomycetes, Eurotiales, Aspergillaceae.
AUGCAUCUUGAUCACAAGAUACCGUGGAACAUUACCGCCUCACACUUCAAGCUCGUCAGGUCAAAUCCCCAUUUCACUCCCCGGCGCACCAAUCUGUUCCCUCGCAACCUAUCUUCUCAGUCCAAUGACUUGAAGCAUUUCACUCGAGUCCUCGUCAGCACAAUCUGGGAGUUUUCCACAACUGAGAGGGCAAAGUACUCUCUAGAUAUGCAGACUGCGUCAUUGUCUGACUUCGAGCUAUUUUCCAAUGAACUCCUCACCUAUCCAGAACGCAAAUUCAGACUUGGAGAGUACAGCAGCAACUCUGCAUUGCAUAAUCCUCUCUCGGCAGACUACCAGCACCUCCAAUACUGGGUCACUCGAGCCGAGUCCGAGGAUGGUUCUUCGCACGGUUAUACAACCGGGGAUGCGGAUUUGGCAGAUGCGGUAAAAAUGCUGCUUACCAUCGCAUCGUCAGGAAGCGAGAAAAUGUCAACUGAUGACUCGGAAGUUCUUGCCAUGCAAGCAAUGAACGCCUUGCUUUGUCUUUCGGGGCAUUCUAAAAUCCCAUUAUCAGACCUUGACUCGCUAUCCUGGGGACACAGCUUCGGGGUGAACCAUGUGCCUGAUUUAGCUUUGCAAAUAUAUAUGCUGAUCAACAUCGUUGAUGCGGUGAUGACUCGUGUGGAUGGAGGAGCUGGAAUCAACGACCAAGCGGAAAUUUCAUUGCUUGAACUCGACGCCUUUACAUACUUUACUCGCAACGCUCUGGCCGAUUAUGACUAUCCAGCUCAAAACAUUCCACAUAGACACUUUUGGUUCGGCCUUGGUGUGGAUGAAGGUUGGGCCGGUCCGGAGUCCGUGUCUGGGAGAACCGGGCAUUCAGCUGUGACAGAUCCACUGGCGCACCGAGAACCUGUCCAGGUGGAGGUACGUGAGGGUCUGAAAAAGUAUUUGAAAAUGUGCUUUGGGUUGAUGUAUCGAUACGACGUACUGUUACGAGAGUGGUGUGGGGAUCAGAAUGCAGAUCAGUGGUGGGAGGAGGCAAUACUCCAGAAUCUGAGAAGUAUGGGGGGAAUCAAGGAUUUAUGA